AUGAACAAAAUUAUGAAUAAUAAUCCUUUAAAUAAGCCCCUAGUUCCCGGUAGCUCCAUGGGGGAUGCUGAUGAUAGUAGGCAGUUAACUCGUGGCGCCAGGGGCAAGAUGAAUCUCCGGGUGGGAAUCUUUAACUAUCAGACGACCAAUGCUAGUCUCUCGGACUCCGAUACCACUGGAUCGAUAACGUCGUUAUUAGCUACGGACGUUGUGCAGGAGGCAAGCGCCGAAACGCCUGCACCCGCCAAAGCUAGCAAACGUGCACGUAGGAAAUGGAACGAAGCUAUGAAUAUCUUUAUCCUACGCACAUAUUUCAUUCUAACAUCUAUGGAAACUAAUACAAGAUCGUACCUUCCCGAACUUCAUUCUAGAUUCACAGAAAAAUUUCCGGAUAUGCAGGCCAGCAGGCAACAUGUAGGAGGCCAGCGCCGGGCUAUAGUUCGAAAUAACUUAUUAACUACUGAACAAAUUCAAAUGAUACGUGAAGAGGCGGGUGACUACUUAAAAAAGAAUCCUGGCCAGAUCAAAAAUAAUGUAAGCGUUUUAGAUUUAAAUUAUAAAAAUAAAUCGAUAAAUAGAUCCGUAAGAGAAUCUCAAAAUUAUGAAUCUGAACCUGUUAUAAUUCCAUUUAAAGAUUCAGGAAAUAUUCCUCAUAAUUUAAACUGUGAUGACUUCACACAAUAUGCCGUCAACUGUACGGCUGAAGCGGCAAUGAUUUAUAACUCAAGUAGAAUGUCUCCGCCUUACCCUGCGAAAGUUAAUGAUUGGUGUCGGGCUAUAAGACACCUUACGAAUUGCGCUAUCAAUUGGAACACGGAUUGUAAAGAUGCUACUGACAGUCGUUUUAACGAAGAAAGUAUCAAAGGUCACAUUCACGUCGUCAACAAUAUUUGCGAUGACGAAUGGUUCCUCAUAAGGUACGAUGAGAUUGCGCUCUGUGUUGAAAGUUCAACAGAUUCAUGGGAAACUUGCUACAUUAACUUCAAGGAUUCGGUUGAGGAGCACAAGAAUACUAGCCAAGAAUGGACUCAUUAUGAAGUACAUUUUAAGCUGUGCUGCGCAAGAUCUCGAUUCCGCCGCUGCACUCUCGAAUCGCUUUUCGUUAAGCCAACUCAAUGUACGCAAGAACAAGCGGCUACGCUUCAGAAGUUCUCAGUCAUUGUUUCCGAGGGAGGAGUUUAUCAGGACUGCGACCGUAACAUGAUGUACGCAAACUGCCCAGGCGGAGACCCUCGACCAACCAGUGCUAUGUUGAAACGGCUGAUGAGCACCGAAGCCCACAAAUACGGCGGAAAAAUGAACUCUAAUGGUUUAACUAUGUAG
Messenger RNA from Vanessa atalanta (red admiral), 1323 nucleotides. RefSeq lists its product as uncharacterized. NCBI's taxonomy places the organism in Eukaryota, Metazoa, Arthropoda, Insecta, Lepidoptera, Nymphalidae. The record is from RefSeq and is a predicted model, not a curated record. The transcript has 7 exons. Bases 1 to 1323 code for a protein of 440 amino acids.